This is a messenger RNA of Cetraspora pellucida, 333 nucleotides long. The record is from the annotation of a GenBank genome assembly. NCBI's taxonomy places the organism in Eukaryota, Fungi, Glomeromycota, Glomeromycetes, Diversisporales, Gigasporaceae.
AUGAUUUAUUCUCUUGCAACUCCAAAUGACCCUGGCUUUAAAUAUCUUUACUUUUUUCAAACUGAAUACCAUGGAAAAAUAGCUGGUAUUCUUAAAGAAGGUCCAACUGUUUAUGAAGUUGUCUUUUUUGCUGUUCAAAACUUGAACAGUUUGGCUACUCAUAAAGUAAAACCAACAAGACUAGAUGAACCAAAAUGCUUUAAUAUUGAAAGUAAAGAAGAUACAUGGCUAGAUCCAGACCCAGAAGAAGAAAUAAAAUGGUUUAGUGUUAAAUCUUGUCUAUUUUUUAUAGGCAAAACAGAAAAUGGAUUUACACAAUAUAGAUUUAUAUAA